Schistosoma rodhaini is the source of this 5074-nucleotide messenger RNA. The record is from the annotation of a GenBank genome assembly. NCBI's taxonomy places the organism in Eukaryota, Metazoa, Platyhelminthes, Trematoda, Strigeidida, Schistosomatidae.
UUUACAAAUUUAUCUGUGUGAUUAUUAGGCUUUUUCAGGUUUCAUACACACAUACAAGAGCAAACUAAUAUUUAAGUACUUAUCAGGCUUAAUUUAGCAAAAAAGACAUUUCGGAGCACACAUACCUGAAAAUAUUUGAUAAAGUCGUAUCUUCUCAUGAAUAGUAAAAUGAAAUUGAAAUGAUAAAUGAAUAGAAUGCUUAGCAUCAUAAUACAAGUUUGGAGUGAUUUAUAAAAAAUCUGAUUGCUUAACGAAAAAAUUAAAACAAGUUCCCAAAGGCAACCCUACAGUCCACAAUACCGAGCUUGAUCUAGAUAGGAAUGGGUAGGCGUAUUUUAUUUAUGGAAUCAAAUAAAUAAAAAGAUCAAGUUCUUUUCCUCUUUAAGUAGUAAUUUUGCGACUCAUUUUAUAUCAAAGAAUAUUUGAAAAUGAUUUAUUCAUUCUGGCAAAUGAGCAUUAUAUUUUCAGAAAUUCACAUCAAAGUUGUAAAUUGCUUUCAGAUAUAGCGAUUCUCAGUAAGGGGUGUAUAAACACAAAACGUAGAGUCAAACAUUUUUUAAUAUAAUUAUAUUAUUUAGUGUUAUUGUCGAUGAACUACGGAAUUGCAUCUCUUUAAUGCUUCUAUCUAAUAUCCAAUGGAUGAGGAAUUCUUCAUUUGUAUUUACAUGGAGCAACCUCACAAUUGUUUAAGCGUCUCGACGAUUGGCGUAUCGCAAUAUCUUUUACACAAGCCUGUAGUUGGUUGAUUAGCUAGUUGCUUGAAUAAUUGACUAACAGCAUUGAAAUUUUGCCAAAACUUUACCACAGCUAAAUUAAAUUGUCGCGAAACAUAAUUGCAAACUAAUCCUGGCAUCUCAUCAUUUUCAAAGACCAAUGGGAUCAGCGCCUAGCCAAAACGAAUCUGCUUCCAAAGAAGCUUGGGCACGACGUUAAAUAAAUUUGUAAGGUUAUUAAUUUGAAACCCGAAUUGAAAGUCAAGAAAAGUAAAUUUCAACUGGAAGUCAAUAUAACAGUGUAAAUUGCAUAAGGCACCAACUAAACCCUUCAGUAAUAUACUUCAUAUUAAUACAUAUAGACACGAAAGUAAAAAUUUCUGACCAUGUAUUGAAUAUAGAGCCUUUAAGCCACUGAGUUUUGGUUGAUCUGUUUACGUAUCUAAAUUCAGUUAGUUUGUGAUUCGACUCGAUAUUUGUGCAGCAACAUUGUAGGUUACAAUUUGGAUAUUAGCUUUCUUGACUACACAGGUAAUGGACCACUACUGGAUGUUUAAGAUAUCCUUCUUGAGGAUAGUCACUUUUGAAAAAUGAUUAUGGAUCGAAAAUGAACCAAAACCUAUAAGUAUUUACCAGGAUUGUUUAUAUUUAUGAAACAGAUAGAUAUUUUCUAUAAUAUGAUCAAACGUUGGUCAUAACAUUUUCAUAACAUUCAUUAUACUUGGGGGUUACUCCCUAGAUUCAGUUACAAGAUUUAAUUGUUUUCAGCUCAUGUUGUCCACAUAAUUCAUUUUAGAAUCUCAGUUGUAUUGUACUGUUCUUGCUUAAGCUUAAUUUAGUGAUAAUCCGAAAUCUCUACCUUUUUCUUCUGUAUUCGUAUGUCAGAGACUAUCAACUUUGAAGCAGAAAAUAACUACUUGCAUGUAUCUAAUUCAUAUGAAGAAGAGGAAAGUGAAACAUUGAAAGUGCAUAAAUUAAAUUGGAGUUAACAACCAGUUGUAUUGCAUCUAUAAUCCGAUAAAGCAAUAAUGAUAAACCAACUGAGUUCAUUUUUAUUUGAAUCAUAUAAUUCCGUUUGAUUCAUAACACUACUCAUUAUUGUAAGACAGAUCUUUUUUUCAUUAAAGUAAAAGCUUUCUAAUUACAAAUAUUUAACAGAGUGUUGUUAUGCAAUAUAUAUGCCAAAAAACAGCAAAUAAGAGUUUUAAAGGUACCAUGACACCAUUAGAUCCUACUAAACUCCAUUGGAACCACGGGAGAAUACUGCUUAUCUCUAGUUAUGGACUAGGUGCUAGUUAAUACCUAAGGACUCACACAUACAAUCACGGUGAGGAUUAUAAUUUGAAAUCCACUGAGUAGAAAGUAAUAAUAACAAUCAAUUUGUUGUAUAUUGUGACUAUCAGUGAGUAAGAUUGGUGAGUUACUUUUUUCAUUUCGAUAGUGGUGAUUUAUUUGAAAUUGAAGAUGCAAAAUCUGAGCCUUGAAUUCAGUCUAAUUCGGGUUCAUCAGUUCCUUUUGAGAAAGAGUACUUAUCUAGGAGGCAAGUAAUAUCAAAUUUUCCCUGAUUUUUGAUAGCUCACCAGCUGAUUUCCGUUCACAACGAACAUCGUAUUACUAUGCUAACUAACCUUUACAAACUGACCAACUAAAUAACGUUUAUCUUAAAGUAAAAUAAAUAUACAAAAUAAAAAUAAGAAACCAAGCCAAGUGAAAGCCAACAUAUUAUGUCACUGGUGAUUUAGUAGAUCGUUUCAUAAGUGUGAAUAACCUUUAUUUGAUGAAAUAGAUGAACUAACCCUUAAAACAAGUAUGAAAAUACUAAACGAUAAAGAAUUUUGCCCAACUUUUCUCCAUGCUUUAUUUCAGUCGUCUAAUAAUAUUUAUAUACUGUUAGAUAUUCUUCAGAGUUCCAAAUCCUUUUUUUCAUUUUUUUCAUAUGGUCCGGUGAAACAAAAUGCGAUCAUAGAAACAGUGCUAUUCAUCAACUGUUUAACUUAAUUUGUACAUUUAUUUUUUGCAAGAAAUCAUCUCAUUAAAAUUAUUUUGAUAUAGAAAUAAUUUAAGGCGACUUGAUCACAUUUCAUUCAUUACUAUGUUCUACCAAUCCUACCCAACCAGUCGAUUAUCAUUAUGGAGAACAAUUAUAUUUUUGCCACAUUUGAAUGUUCACUCAUUGUAGUUCAUCUAAAAGUUGUUUCUGUUUUAAAUGUGAAACUCAAAAUGUUUGUCAACUACGUAAACUGAAUAUUCCAGUCCCUGUGACAUAUGAUAACAAAGUUGUUAUUAAACAGAAAUAACAAACAGAAAUUGAAUAAGUUCCCUUUAGUAACGCUAUAAUUAUAUAAUAUUGUGGAAUAUACUAAAGAAUAAGGACAGCUACAGAUGGUUAUUUUGAAACUGUUACAGUAAGAGUCAGUAUUGAUCAACCAGUAACAAAAUAUCGUUUCUUUUUAGUUAGUGUGUUUUAUUUGCAUCCACCUUUUUCUUUAUACUAAAAUGUAUCUUUUAGAAGAUGGCUUCAUUAAUGAAAAGCAAUAAUGAAGAAAAACCCAGUUAUUGACCACCAGUUCAUGUAACAAAUGACAUUAAGUUAUUUCAUGUCUAAGUGGUGAUUUUUUAAUGCCAAAUGAUAAGGAAAUGACUUACCAAUUCCCAGCUCUACUCAUUUUGCUUCGGUACUAUGUAGAUUUGCUCUGCUGGCAUAUUCCUAUAGAGGGAUUAUCAAGUGGAAACAUAUUUCGUAUAUCCCUGUCUUUCCAAAUACAGUUUCUAACCCACACUAUCUUACUAAUGAUUGGAAGUAAGCUUUUAGUAAAUUCCAUCAAAACGAACGAUCACGAUUAUAUCAAGAUAUAAGCUAUAUAUAUAUAUCUUUAGAAAUACAUAAAUUCAAAUGUUUACGGAUUUUUACACAGCUUUUAAAUCUUUUAUAAUUCAUCAUUGACUUUUCAAUUCAAAAUAGGAUAUUAACUGAUACAGAGACCCAUUCAUAUCAGUCCAAAUCGGUUUCUUCCGGGAAUCAUAAUGAACAUGUAGUUAGUCCUUUUGAUGAUUUUUGAUAAAUUUUCCAUUGUUUGAGGAUGCACACAUUAACAGACCAACAAAAUCGCUCAACGAGAAAAUGUUUGAGUCACGAUAUUGAAAUUUGUUCAAAUGUCCGUAUGUCACUGAUGCAUCACUGAUUGCAUAAUUUACCCGGGAGUUAUUAUUAAAUAGGUCACUAGUAAUUGCUUUAUUCUUAUAAUAGGAUUUUUACCUUCAGAUUCAUAUGUUGUCAUUCCUAUCCCAAUAAAGCACAGUAGACCUUUUGUCGGUGAAGCAAAAUGUAUUCAGUCCAAUAAAUAUAUCAUUACUAGCUAGACGAUUGAUUUUUGUUGUUCCUUUUUAGAUUACAUGCCGAAACCGGAUAUUUAUUAUUUAGAACCCAAUUUCUUCUAAAUAAUUGUAUAAUGACACAUAACAUUCAUUAUUCUAUGAGAAUAACCCGUUCAAAACUGUUAAUUUUUUGUUUUACAGCGGAUCUCCGUUUAUUCAUAUUUUUAAGAGAAAAAAACCAUUCCUAGGUCUCAACACUACCCACCUCAACUUUUUGGAAACGUUAAAUAAUUCAGUGUAAGAAGUAGUACGUUUAUAUUAUGUUAGAAGUAAAUCCAGGAAAAGUAGAACUUAGUGUUUAUUUGAUAUGAAGGGAAAUGGUUUCUUUUUGAAUCAAUCUAAAAAAUAGAUGUAAUAAGAUUCUGUGGAAUGAAAUUUUUCACUUGAGAAAUUACUUAACUCAACUUAUUUUAAUGUUUGAGUUAACAAUAGAAUCAUCACAAAUAACGUGCUAAGUUCAACUCAACACCUGAAUGGACUAACUGAGAUGUCCUUAAAAGUUAAAGGGAAAAUGGUACUAUUCUGGUCCCCAAUUUUCACGGAAUUACAAAUAAUUUUCGUAAAUAAGAUGUUGCAUUUUCAAACUGUAUUUUGGGUACAACUUUUAAUUAUCAGCCUAUUCUACACUCACAAAGUAAUCACAUCAAUGCCAAUAGCUGAAGAACUAAGUAUUGAGUGUACAAUUCAAUGCGGAGUAGAAGCUGAUAAAUGUCAGAAAGCACAGGCAACAACACAACCACUAAUUGAAGCAUGUGUACAAAAAAUGUUUGAAUGUGUCAAACACUGUACUGGACCACCACCUGUUGAAGAUUAUUAUUAUUACUAACCGAAUAAACAAUCAGUUGAUUUAUCGGUAGUAUGUGCUCGUUUUACGAAGGUCUCAUAAUUCAAUAAAACAAAAGUAUGGCAAAUGUAUUACAGUAAGAAAAUGUUUGCUAUCUAUUUUAAAUAUUAAAAAUUAUCAAUAAACUUCUAUGUCAAAUUAA